This is a messenger RNA of Adineta ricciae, 2142 nucleotides long. The record is from the annotation of a GenBank genome assembly. NCBI's taxonomy places the organism in Eukaryota, Metazoa, Rotifera, Eurotatoria, Adinetida, Adinetidae.
AUGAUUAUAAAUGUUACACUUUUACUAAUUUUCAUGCGACUGAAGGAGAUACAUGGAUAUCUAAGCUGCGCUGGUGAUUUGGUGCCUUGCCGAAAUAAGACACAUUGUAUUCCUAUUGAAGAUGUUUGCACUACUUUUCGUGAUUGUAUGACCGGUGAUCGGAACGAAAAACCAGUCUGCCACUAUUGCGGUAGAACUUCGAGACAAUCAAGAGCAUGUCUGUUUCAGAUAGAUAAAAAGUCGGACUUAGAAUUCAACUGUUUAUCCAAGAGUGUACUGUGCACUGAAGAGGACGAUGAAAAACGUUGUAUGAAUGGUAUUGAUAGAGAUCCGUAUAUCUGUGAAAAUCUCUGCCGAGAAAAUGAAAUGCAUUGUCCAAGUGGCGAAUGUGUUCUUACAAGUCAGAAAUGUGAUCAAAAGAAAGACUGUUACGAUGGAUUUGAUGAAGAAAACUGUCCCCCUGUAACCACACCAGUUUCUUCGCCAGCCAAAACCAAUCCUUCAUCUUCAGCGCCAGUUUCAUAUAUUUGUGCACUUUCAGCAACUCCAACACAUGCCGUAUCUUUGCCAAUCGAUCAUGUUUGUGAUGGAUAUAAAGACUGUCCAAUGAACGAUGACGAAAGUUAUUGUAAUAACAAAUGCACUUCAAGUUCACCGUGUCCAUCAAAUUCUGAUGCUACUUGUCUUGAACAUCCUACUACUCAUAAACUUUGCCGAUGCAGUAAACCAGGCUACAGAAUAUCCGCGAAUACAUCAAAAUGUCAAGAUUUCGAUGAGUGCACUGACUUCUUUCGCGAUUAUUGCUCAUUCAAAUGUGCCAAUACAGAUGGUAGUUACAAUUGCUCAUGUCCAUCGGGUUUCACCUAUAAUAAAGAUACAAAAACAUGCCGAAAGGACCAUGAUCUGUCUAAGCCGGAUUUACUAGUGGUAUUGGAAGAUCGCAUCAAUCUGUACAAUAUUCUCAAUUCAUCUGAUUCCUACACAGCGAAUUUACGAAAUACUAUCAGUGUUACAAACGGUUCUAAUAUAGCUUAUGUACAAUAUGAUCCUCUGCAAAAGUUCGUUAUCUACUAUGAUUAUGUUCGACAUUCUAUUUUGUGCAAAAAGAUUGAUGAUGGAAAAACAAUUGUUCUUCUUUCGAAUCUCAUUGUCCAUGGUUUUGUAUAUAAUGUAAACGAGAGAAAUCUAUUUGUACUUGAAAGACAUUCAGACGCCUUACUAAUGUAUUCUCCAAUUACUUGUGACACUCCAAGUAAUAUUAAGAUGCAUUCGUGGAUAUUCGAUGAUUUAACUGAUGGUACCCACGAAAUAAGAAUGGACAUUUUCAAUCGAAAACUAAUUUUUGCUUCGAAGUUUAAUUUUAUGAUAUCCGAUAUAUCUCAACCAAAUGUAACGAAGAUUGUAUUCAAUGCGACUUUACCAAUCAAACAUUUUCUUUAUGAUUCUUUGUUUGAGCGCGUCUUUUGGACGGAAGCUGAUGGUUAUGAUGGUCAACAUUUUUCUGUUUUUACAUGCAACAAUCAAUUUAAGCAAUGUCACAAUACGUCCUUUCGACUGCCGACUUCGAUUUCAUUCGGAUUUUUUAAUGAUGCUUUACUCUAUUCAACAUUAACAAAGAAUGCCAUAAAUGUUUUUCAACUUUAUGGCACGCGUCGUUUUACUGAUACAUUCAUGGUGCCAAUGGAAACUAAAAUUCAUUCGUUUCUAUUACUCGAUCAUCAGCAAACUGAUCGAUUCAAUCUAUGUAGAACAGCUAUACCAGCACGUUGUCCAAAUCAACUCUGUUUACAGGUCAAUUCCACAAACACUCAGUGUUUAUCAAUCGAUGGCGAAAGAACAUCAUACAGUCCUAACGAAUCAACCAAAGAUGAUACUACUGUUGCUACAGAUACAAGUAAACCAAAGUCAUACCGAUACCGACCAACGAAUACAAUCCUUUUCUUUAUUAUUGCAAUUACUUGUGGAAUAUUUGUGGCAAUAUUACUCGUCAGAGUUUUCCAUCGUCGUUUACUAUUCAAGUCCUCUCAAAACCCAAGCGCACAGUUAUACAUAGCAACUGAGGAACCCAAUCUCGAUGAAUUUGGACUCUCGGAUGACCGGAAUGGUGACCGGCUUCCAUUAACCAAUCAAUUAUAUUACUAA